CAGACCACCUCUACAGCAUUUGACACCGAAGCUAAUUCCAACAUCAGAAAGCCAAUAUGGAUCAACGCUACUAUACUCUUGCUGAAGGUUGUCCUUACGCCAGUAAUGCCACAUCUGUGCAACUGCGCAAUGGAGGCGGUGGUGGUCUGGCACUCCUUCAAGACACUCAGCUUAUUGAAACGCUGGCUCACUUUUCUCGAGAGAGAAUCCCAGAAAGGGUUGUGCAUGCCAAAGCUGCCGGAGCCUACGGUGAAUUCACCGUCACCCAUGAUUGUUCGGACAUUACAUCGGCUAGUUUUCUUAAUCAAGUGGGCAAAAAAACCCAAGUCCUAUGGCGCGUAUCUACAGUUGGACCAGAAGCCGGCUCAGCUGAUACUUCACGCGAUGUACAUGGCUGGGCAAUGAAGCUGUAUACUGAUCAAGGAAACCUCGACUGGGUGUUCAAUAACACUCCAGUUUUCUUCGUUCGAGACCCAAUCAAGUUUCCCUCUAUGAACAGAUCCCAUAAGCGGCAUCCGCAGACCCAUCUUCCAGAUCCGAAUAUGUUCUGGGAUUUCCAUGUUGGCAACCCCGAGGGUUUCCAUGAGCUGCUGCACCUUUUCAGUGACCGUGGAACACCUGCAUCUCUACGCCACAUCAACGCAUACAGCGGACACACCUACAAAUUUACAACAGAGGACGGCUCUUUCAAAUAUGUCAAGAUUCACAUCAAACCAAACCAAGGAGUCCAGAACUUAACCAAGGAGGAGUCAGUGCGAAUUGCAGGAGAGAACCCAGAUUUUUUAAUCCAGGAUAUGUUCGAAGCAAUUGAGAGGGGUGAUUAUCCAACCUGGGGUGUAUAUGUCCAGGUCAUGGAUCCCGCACAGGCAGAGAAUUAUCGGUGGAACAUAUUUGACAUGACCAAGGUCUGGCCGCAUCAAGACUUUCCGCUGCGGCAAAUUGGCAAGUUGACAUUGAAUCACAAUCCCAACAACUAUUUCACUGAUAUUGAGCAGGCUGCCUUUUCACCAUCUAAUAUGGUACCUGGGGUUGCACCAUCUGCUGAUCCAAUGCUGCAAGCGAGGUUGUUUGCCUACCCUGAUGCAGCAAGAUACCGACUGGGAACUAACUAUCAGCAACUUCCCACAAAUGCUGCCAAAGCACCGGUGUAUUGCCCUUUCCAACGUGAUGGCUUGAUGAACUUUUCAGACAAUUAUGGGGCUGAUCCAAACUAUGUUGGCUCCUCACUCCAACCCACCAAAUUCUACCAAGACAUAAAAGGAGUCGGACCAAAGUCCCUCAGUGUCCUGACUGAACAUGAGAGGUGGGCUGGAGAAGUUACCAACUUUACCACGCAUGUUACAGAUGAGGAUUUCGUCCAGCCCGCUGCUCUGUGGAAUGUGAUCAAGAAAGACCCAGGUCAUCAGGAGAGAUUUUUUGGGAAUGUCGCUGUGCAUCUCAGUAAAGUCAAGAGUGAUAGGCUCCGACAUGAAGCUUAUACAUUCUUCUCUCGUAUCAGUCAAGACUUAGGUGCAGGUGUGAAGAAGGCUACAGAAGACCUUGUAGUUUCUAAAUUACACUAGAUUACCCUUCCCACCAAGACCACGAAACGGAAACAAAAUCCAAAUGUGUCUUAGGUCUUGUCUGUCUUUUCUGGAGACAAAGUCUUCACCGGUCCCCCGAGGCCAAGAAGAUGCCUAGAAUAUGUAAUGUAAUAACAACGGGCCAGUGGCUCAGUGAUAUGGACACUGAGCCUGGCUAACCUGCCGGUGCGCACAUCACUAGGUAGUUUG
Molecule: messenger RNA, 1772 nt
Organism: Aspergillus glaucus CBS 516.65
Lineage: Eukaryota; Fungi; Ascomycota; Eurotiomycetes; Eurotiales; Aspergillaceae
Product: catalase
Exons: 11
Coding region: 57-1562 (501 amino acids)
Biological process (GO): hydrogen peroxide catabolic process; response to hydrogen peroxide
Cellular component (GO): cytoplasm; mitochondrion; peroxisome
Molecular function (GO): heme binding; catalase activity
Source: RefSeq, a predicted model, not a curated record